AUGGGUGAUGAUCAGGUGUUUGAAGCGAUGGAACCAAUGGAUUUUGACAAGCACCCAUCAGGAAUCGUCCCAAUUAUUCAGAAUAUUGUUUCGUCUGUCAAUUUGGAUUGUAAGUUGAAUCUUCGAGAAAUAGCACAGAAAGCGCGCAACACGGAAUAUAAUCCUAACCGUUUUACGGCAGUGAUGAUGAGGAUCAAAGAACCCAAAACAACAGCAUUGAUUUUCGCUUCCGGGAAGAUGAUUUGCACAGGGGCCAAAACCGAGCAACAAUCCAAACUUGCCGCCAAGAAGUAUGCCCGAAUCAUCAAAAAGCUCGGUUUCCCAGCAAAAUUCAAGAAUUUCAAAAUUCAAAACAUCGUGGGUUCUUGCGAUGUCAAGUUCGGAAUCAGACUUGAGUUGUUGGCAGUGAGUACCCACGGAGUCUUUGCAAGCUAUGAACCAGAACUAUUUCCAGGCCUGAUAUACAGAAUGAAGAGUCCCAAGACUGUGCUUCUGGUUUUUGCAUCCGGAAAGAUAGUCAUCGCAGGAGCAAAGGUAAAAGAUGAUGUUUAUGCAGCUUUUGAGAACUUAUUCCCUGUGCUCACUCAAUACAGGAGAAAGUAG
Fraxinus pennsylvanica is the source of this 603-nucleotide messenger RNA. The record is from the annotation of a GenBank genome assembly. Lineage: Eukaryota; Viridiplantae; Streptophyta; Magnoliopsida; Lamiales; Oleaceae.